GCGGGCCUAUCGAAUGAUCGCCUGAGGUGCUGCUCUUAUUAAACCGUAGCUUCCCGCCUUCGUGUUUGUCUUCGGCCGAUGAAGAUACGAAAGGCGGGGUCAAACGAUGCUAUCGGUCUGUAUUUCGUCACUACCGGAGGAACAAACCUGCUCUAACAGCUAAGAGGGCGUCGAAGGGGAAAACUGAUUGGAAAGGCAACAUUUGCACAUCUGCUCCAAUCUGAUGCCUCUGCCAGUGGCAUUGCAGUCCCGCCUGGCCAGGCGAGGCCUGCUGAAGCAUGUAGAACCCGAGCCGGAAGAGGAAAUAAUUGCAGAAGAUUAUGAUGAUGAUCACGUUGAUUAUGAAGCCACAAGAAUGGAGAGCCUGCCACCAAACUGGUACAAAGUCAUUGACCCGAUUUGCUGCCUGCCUUAUUAUUGGAACAUAGAAAGUGAUCUGGUUUCAUGGCUCUCGCCUAACGAUCCCAACUCGGUGAUGACCAAAGCAGCCAAAAAACUGAAGAACAGCUUAGAUGCUGAAAGCAAGGCAGAACGCUUCCAUGAUAAGGUAGAGCGUGAAGAGGUGAAGGAACGUCGCUAUCACCGGCGGGAAGAAUUGGCCCCCUAUCCUAAGAGCAAAAAGGCAAGCCGAAAGGAUGAAGAACUUGAUCCCAUGGACCCCAGCGCUUACUCCGACGCUCCUCGGGGAACCUGGUCCACGGGGCUGCCCAAGCGGAACGAAGCCAAGACGGGUGCAGACACCACAGCCGCCGGUCCACUCUUCCAGCAGCGCCCUUAUCCAAGCCCCGGGGCUGUCUUGCGUGCGAAUGCAGAAGCUUCUCGAGCCAAGCAGCAGGACUGAGAUGCCCGCUGCUCCUUUUAUCCGUGAAUGUAUUUGGUCAUUACGUUCUGAAAGGCCUGCUGCAAGAGCAGGGCUCCCUCCGGACUGCAGACCGGGCCAGUGGUAGUCUUUCCAGAUCUUUAACUACAACUCUGGCAUGUCAGUGGUAAGAGAUGCUGGUUUUUAUAGUUCAGAGGCUUCUGAAGGGCUGCAAGUUCCCAACAUCUUUGAGGCUUUGGAGAGGCGGGGUUUUUUUUCCCUGCGGAAGAGGUUUUAACACUGAUCGACCUGCUGACUUCUGCAGAGAACAGUCUCCUCACGGGUCUCCAUCUCCUUCUCCCAUCCCACUUUGAAUGUCUAUAAAAAGUUGAGGGAAAACACGCUUUGGUUUUUCCCAUAUAACAAUUUUUAUCAGCUUACAAUAUUUGCACGGCAUAAAGAAAACGUUUGCAAACAGGUUUGUAGAGUCUGGCUAGGAAGGCCCAGCCAAGGCAAGGAGAUGGAAGCCAGCGCACCUUCCAGCCCCCUCCUCCUCCCCCAGCUCAGAGUAGCUAAGACACGCAGCUGUUUGAUUCUGCUUAAUAAAUGAUCAGUUGACACCUGGCUUGCUUGCUUGCUUGAGGAAUCUGUAUUAUGUUUUUACAAGAAUAAAUAAAAUAUACAAAGCUG
Molecule: messenger RNA, 1489 nt
Organism: Crotalus tigris (Tiger rattlesnake)
Lineage: Eukaryota; Metazoa; Chordata; Lepidosauria; Squamata; Viperidae
Gene: PQBP1
Product: polyglutamine binding protein 1
Exons: 7
Coding region: 224-841 (205 amino acids)
Cellular component (GO): plasma membrane; cytosol
Molecular function (GO): lipid binding; protein binding
Source: RefSeq, a predicted model, not a curated record